Molecule: messenger RNA, 1335 nt
Organism: Penicillium macrosclerotiorum
Lineage: Eukaryota; Fungi; Ascomycota; Eurotiomycetes; Eurotiales; Aspergillaceae
Exons: 4
Coding region: 1-1335 (444 amino acids)
Source: RefSeq, a predicted model, not a curated record
AUGGGUAUGAUGAUCAAACCUCACUUGGUUCAAAGGAUCUUGAUUGGGUUUGGGAUCACCUUCAUCGGCUUGACCUGGCUGAGCUUGAAUGGCCCAUCUGCGCGGGGGACAGAGCAAAGGGCAUUUGAGAUUGACCGGCAAUCAUUAGAAGAGCAAAAGCCUUCGCAGGACCAGACGCUAUGGCACGACCUAGCCAAUACUCAAAAUAAAACUCUCGGAUUUGGCAAAAUUUUCGUCAUCAACCUACCAAGCCGAACUGACAAGCGUGACAACAUCAGCUUGGGCUCAUCGGUAACCGGGCUCACGGUUGACUUUGUUGAUGGAGUAGAUCCAGAAACAGUCAACCCGAAAACCUAUCCCUACAACUGGAACUAUGAUCAGUCGGACACGGAAUAUGCCUGUCGGCGAGCCCAUGUAAAUGUGGCCCAAAGAAUAGUUGCAGAGGGACUAGAUAGUGCCAUUAUUUUUGAAGACGACAUCGAUUGGGAUUUCGGCAUCAAAGCGCAGGUGCAGAGCCUUGCUCUCGCAACACGAGCCCUCCAAGGUACCCCUUCGAACUUCACUGGCUCCCCAUAUGGCCAUGACUGGGAUGUUCUUUGGACAGGCCACUGUGGAAUGGAGUGCAAGAACGAGGAACCUUUCUUCAUGACCCCAAACGAUAUGACAGUGGUGAUGGCUAGACACCUACCUCAUUACUUCUUUGGGGUGCCCGACUACGACGUCUCGAAUCGAACCAGACUGACUUGCACCCUCCGCGACGCCGCCUGUACGACUUCAUAUGGUUUAAGCUACCGCGGGGCCCAAAAAGUCCUAGCUGCGCUUUCAGUCAAUCCGUCCGGUUUUGCCGAUCAAGUCGAUACCAGCGUGCAAAUCGAUGUAGCUCUUGGUCGCAUGUGUUUGACCGGGGUAUUGCGAUGCUUCGGCGCGUUCCCUUCCUUGACAGGGAGGUAUGUGUCUGCCGGGCUAGCUUCAAAGGGUACUGAUCAGAGGAAACCAGAUGAGAUUCCCCAGAUGAAACCUGCUUUUAGCGACGGAGUUAUUUACAGCACAAUGCUCAACAUCAAGCGCAUUCUGAGAGGUCAGCGCACAGUUGAAGCAACCUGGUCUGAUGUGGAGUUGCACACUAUUCUUCCAGAGGAUAUCCACAUCGAUGGAGGAGAGUGCCAUCCACCAAUACACCCAUCAAAAGCCGCUGCCACACCCGAUCUACCUUUGCCAGACCUGAAUAUCAACCUAUAUUCAAGUAUAGAAACUGGCGAUGUCCCCUCGGGGACACUGUCGCCUCAUUAUGAGGCAUCUUCUUCAUCGCCAGUGCCAAUACCCUGGAAGCGUUAA